AUGGAAAAUAAUCUAAAUGAUAUUGCAUUGAUUGAUGGAUUUGAAAAACAGCCGAGUAGAUACGAAGAUAUAGAUACAAAUAUAGACUCAACAUCAGCAACAGGCAAGAGCUCAGAAAGAUUAAUAAUAAAGAAUCUUGAAAGUCGACUAGAAGAGAUGUCGUUUGAACUUGUGGCUGCACGACAGGAAUUAUCAGAUAAGGAUUUAAUGUUUGAAGAACGAAUAGCCUCAAUAAAGAUUGAGAAUGAAAGAUUUCUAACGUUGGAACGACUAGUGCAGUCCUGUAGUGAGAGGUAUUCUAGCUUUGAAAAUGAUCUUCGAACUCGUCAAGAGAAUAAGUCGAUAGGAACGCAAACGAAUAUUGUGGAGAAAAGAGAUUCCUUAUACUCAUCGGAUAAGGGAUUGGAUAAGUCUAUAAAUAAAUCUCUCGAAUUUCAUCAAAAAGAGAUGUCUAAUAAGCUUGAUUCUGUAAGAAAACAGCGAGCAGAUGACGCGGGAGACAAUGAUAAACAAAUCGCAUCAAUACAGAUUAAGCAUGACAGGUUUCAUGCCUUGGAGGAAAAUUUGCACUCCGGCAACGAGAGGUGUUCAAUGUUAGAGAGUUUUCUUCAAAAUCCUCCAAUGUUUAGUGAAUGUGGAACGGAAACCAGUGCCGAGGAUAUCCUUAUAACAACUAUAGAUUCAUCAUCUGCAACUGAUGAAGGUUUUGAUUUCUCCGCCACUAAGUCUCUCAAAUCUCGACUUGAGGAGAUCUCCUCUGAACUAGUUUCUACAAGACAACAGCUCUCAGAUCAAGCUUUAGCAUAUGAUGAUCUAAAAGCAUCAAUGCAGAUUGAGAAUAACAGAUUUCAUACAUUGGAGGAUAAUUUGGAGUCCACCAACGAGAUGGGUUCAAUGUUAGAGAGUGAUCUUCGUAAUCUUACAGAGUAUAAUGUAUGUGGAACGCAAACCAGUGCCGAGGAUAUCAUUAUAUCGACAAGAGAUUCAUCAUCUGCAACUGAUGAAGGUUUUGAUUUCUCCGCAACUAAGUCUCUCGAAUCUCGACUUGAAGAGAUCUCCUCUGAACUAGCUUCUGCAAAACAACAGCUCUCAGAUCAAGCUUUAGCCUAUGACGAUCGAAUAGCAUCAAUGCAGAUUGAGAAUGACAGAUUUCAUGUAUUGGAGCGACUUUUGCAGUCAUGUGACGAGAGGUGUUCGGUGUUAGAAAGUGAUCUUCGAAAGCCUGUAUUGUUUAGUGUAUGUGGAACGCAAACCAAGGCCAAGGAUAUCAUUAUAUCGACAAGAGAUUCAUCAUCUGCAACUAAUGAAGGUUUUGAUUUCUACGCCACUAAGUCUCUCGAAUCUCGACUUGAAGAGAUCUCCUCUGAACUAGCUUCUGCAAGACAACAGCUCUCAGAUCAAGCUUUA
Protopolystoma xenopodis is the source of this 1407-nucleotide messenger RNA. Lineage: Eukaryota; Metazoa; Platyhelminthes; Monogenea; Polystomatidea; Polystomatidae. The record is from the annotation of a GenBank genome assembly.